Messenger RNA from Penicillium canescens, 1461 nucleotides. Its product is annotated as putative 3-beta hydroxysteroid dehydrogenase/isomerase family protein. Gene Ontology annotation, cellular component: endoplasmic reticulum. The coding region runs from base 1 to 1461 and encodes 486 amino acids. Gene Ontology annotation, molecular function: 3-beta-hydroxysteroid dehydrogenase [NAD(P)+]/C4-decarboxylase activity; 3-beta-hydroxy-Delta5-steroid dehydrogenase (NAD+) activity. The record is from RefSeq and is a predicted model, not a curated record. Gene Ontology annotation, biological process: ergosterol biosynthetic process. Lineage: Eukaryota; Fungi; Ascomycota; Eurotiomycetes; Eurotiales; Aspergillaceae. The transcript is spliced from 3 exons.
AUGUGGUUACUGAUAGGCAUCUUGACGCUCGGCGUCCUGUAUAUGUGGCGGAUCAACUGCGCCAUGAAGGCAGUACCAGACGAAGCACGACAACUAUCACCCAAUCGCUGGACCGUCGAGGAAAUCAAAGCAGCAUACAAGAAGAACCUGGAAACCCCUAUCGAUAUGACCAAACACCUGCCACCAAAACAGUCUCGUCGAUAUGUGAUUGUGGGCGGAACAGGCCUCGUUGGAGCAUGGAUUACCAACCAUCUCCUAGCCCGCGGCGAAGACCCUAAAACCGUACGUGUGCUAGACCUAGCCCGCCCAGCCCAAGAGCUCCUCGACCAUGGUGUAGGCUACACAAAGGUCAACAUCACCGACGAGCUCGCAGUGGAAACGGCGUUUGAAGAACCAUGGCCAGCCACAGCUGCCAAUCUCCCUCUGACAGUUUACCACACUGCAGCCGUGAUUCGGCCUUCAGAUCGCUUGCAAAGCAUGCUCUCACUAUGCAGCAAAGUCAAUAUCGACGGCACACGCAACGUCCUAAGCGCAGCAAAGAAAGCAGGUGCCUCGUGCUUCAUCUGGACGUCCUCUGGGUCAAUCGGCAUCCAUCGACCAAAGUUCUGGAUUAUGCCAUGGGCCACCGAACCCAAACGCGUGGUCCAAGUUCUCAACGACGAGGCCAAGCUACCACAGACACACGAAGAAUUCUUCGGAAAUUACGCCGUAUCCAAAGCCGAAGCAGAGCAUAUCGUUCGAACAGCCGAUGACCCAGAGAACAACUUCCGCACUGGAUGUAUCCGCCCAGUAAAUGGCAUCUACGGGACAGGCAGCGAGAACAACAUGGCCAUCACAGACAUCUACCUCCGCAACGGUGGCAGUCCAACCUGGGCCUCCCCCGUCCUCCAAAGCUUCGUCCACGCCGAAAACGUCUCUCUAGCCCAUCUCCUCUACGAACAACGCCUAAUCGAACAAAGCAACCCAUCAAACCCAAAUCCCAAAACAAGCGGCCAAGCAUACGUAGUGACAGACCCGAAUCCAGCAAUCGCCUUCGGGGAUCUGUACAAGCUGUUGUCAACCCUAUCCAAAACCCCCGUCUCAUUCCCAGCCCUGCAACCCGCGCCAUUCCUCCUACUCUCCUACAUCGUCGAGGCAUAUGCAUUCCUGCGCUACAAUUACCUGCACUCGCUGAUACCCGCGAUCCCUAAGGAUCUGGAGCAGAUCCAGCCGGCGCUUUUUGGGAUUUUGAAUAUUCAUGUUUUUGGGGAUGAUCGGAGGGCUAGGCUGAGUCCUGAAGCUGGAGGGUUGGGGUAUGUGCCUGUUAUUUCGACGCUUGAUGGGAUGUGUCGUCGGCUUGUUGAUUGGAAUAUGUUGGCGGAGAGUGAGGGGGUACGUGUUAAGGGGGUUGUGCAGCGGUUGGGGAUCGAGGUUGAGAGGGAGGGGGUUGAUGUUAAUGUUGUUGCGCCGAUGAAAGUUUAG